AGCCUCCAUCUUCCUCCCUUCUCUCUUUCUCUGCCUACACACCAGCCCACAGAAUUCUCUCUCUCCUCCUCCUCCUCCUCCUCCUCCUCAAUUUUGUUCUGUGCGCCGCUCCUCUGCACUCACCUCUAUCGCUAACCGACCAUAGCCCAAACACCUUCCUUCCUCUACAAAAAAGAAAAGAACUCAUGUUCAUACUCAAUCUCCCAACUUCAAAAUUCCUGAAAUAAAAGCCUCGGCCUUUCAUUUCAUACGGUUCUGCUUCGCUGUUGCCCUCUCCGUCAGCCUUGGAUGUCAUGGCCUAAGGUAUAGCGCAUGGGCAGCGUUCUAAAGAUUGCACUACAGCUGGAUGACUAACAUACUCCAUUUUUAUCACUUUCCCGCCAAAAUGCUGCUAGGUGGCAGACCAAAAAACUCUCACUUUAGAUAUUGAUAGAUACUACCUUCUAAUUACAUAUAGUACUCCAUAAACUUACCUAAAUAAAAAAAAUGCAUUGAGAUAAUUUUAGUAAAGCCAAUAAACCCCCCGAAAAACUUGCCACGCGCAAUGGGGCUGUUAAAAUUAAGUAAACUCCGCCGCUGCCCGCCGUCGCUCCACCAUUUCGUCUGCCAUUAUUCCUCAUCCUCUUCGCAUUCACGGUUGACUAGCUCAACCAGCCGGCGCCACCACCAGUACAGUAACAACCGUGGAUGGCUGCUCCGCCACUCAUCUCCUGAUUGCUUAUCUUUUAAUCGGCGGUUCUCCGCCGAUCCCGGCGUCUCCAAAUCGGACGAAUCUCAACCUCCCCUCCUUGUCGAAGCUGCUGAACAGGACGAGCCGUUUCUCGCUGUUCAAGCUGUCAUCUCAAUGCUCGAUUAUUACCAUGAUUUCACAGGCUUUCCAUGGUGGAUAGUGAUCUCAACAUCUACAUUGGCAAUGAGACUUGCAUUGUUUCCUAUUACUGUGGUGCAACUUAAAAAAAUGAGGAGGUUAGGAAUGCUGCUACCUAGACUACCUAGACCAUUCCCACCGCCUCAGUCAGGACUAGGUUUCAUGGACCAAUUUUCCCUUUUCCUUAAGGAGAAGAAGGCAGCUAGGUGCCCGUCAUUGUUUUGGUUCAUCUCCUCAUUUGCUUUUCAGGUCCCUUGCUUUUUAUUGUGGAUUUCAAGUAUCCGUAGAAUGUGCUUGGAUCAUCACCCUGGCUUUUAUAGUGGUGGAACUUUAUGGUUCCAGAACUUGAUUGAAUAUCCACACGGUGCGUUGGGACUUCUGUUCCCAUUCUGCAUUGCAGGCUUGCAUGUCGUUAAUGUUCAGUUGUCCUUUGCAAAGUCACCACUUCAGCAGUUACCAGGCUCCUUAGGGUCCUUAGCAAAGGGAUACAAGAAUUAUUUGUUGAUUUUGACUCUGCCUUUGUUGACUGCUACAUUUAGUAUUCCCCAGGGCAGCUUAGUUUAUUGGCUUUCAAACAGUACAUUGACUUUGAUACAGCAAUUGUGCCUUCGCAAUCCCACUUUACUCAUGUAUUUGGGGGUUCCUAAAGUAAAUACUCCAGUAGAAGUACCGACUAUUAAAAAAGAUGGCAGCUCCCAAACAGCAGAUAUUGCUAUAAUGACAAAGGAAGGAGAAGUACAUGCCCACACGUUAUCACCAGUCGAACUGGUCAAUUACUCUAUCAAAGUUUUAUCUACAGGCCGUGAGGAUAUUGCAAUUAUAUGCCUAAGACUUGCCCUUGAAAAGGACCCUGGGUUCGUAAAAUCCAUGCUUAUUUUGGGGCAAACGCUGUUAAAGAACAAACAAUUUGUUGAGGCUGCUGAGUUAUUUGAAACUGCAAUCUCAAAGCUCCUCGUUGAUGGUGAUCCUACAGAAGUCGAAGAUAUUGAUCUUUUGAUUCUUGUAUCUCAAUGGGCGGGUAUUGCUAACGUGCAGCAGGGCAAGAUGGAGCAGGGUCUUGUGCACCUAAAAAGAAUAGCUCGAAUUAAAGAACCAGAGGAUUCAAAGAGCAAGGCCCACUACUACGACGGUUUUCUCGUUCUUUCAAGUGCAUUAGCGAAUGUUGGCCGCGAAGACGAGGCACUGAAGUACUUGCAGAUGGCUGCUGCUUACGACCCUUCUUACAGUGUGUACAUUGAGCAUUUGAAAAACGAUUCAGAGAAGCCUAGCAGUGAUCCAUCUAACAUCAUAAAAUAGUAGUACUCCGUAUACAUAUAGUACUUCUUUACCAGUUUUUGCUUUUGCUCAAUUGAAAUUGUCAUGCCAUUUUACCCCUGACAGAUAGAGCUGAAAUUAACAGCUGCAAUAAAAAAACAAUACAGUAAAAUAGGAUUAAA
Salvia splendens (bonfire salvia) is the source of this 2304-nucleotide messenger RNA. Its product is annotated as ALBINO3-like protein 2, chloroplastic. Gene Ontology annotation, biological process: protein insertion into mitochondrial inner membrane from matrix. The record is from RefSeq and is a predicted model, not a curated record. Gene Ontology annotation, molecular function: membrane insertase activity; protein binding. The transcript is spliced from 16 exons. Bases 545 to 2164 code for a protein of 539 amino acids. NCBI's taxonomy places the organism in Eukaryota, Viridiplantae, Streptophyta, Magnoliopsida, Lamiales, Lamiaceae. Gene Ontology annotation, cellular component: mitochondrial inner membrane.